AUGAAUAUAAUCUAAGAAAAGCUGAAUGGAUUUGUGCAAAAAACCUUCUUUAAGAAGAAAUAUAUUUAAAUGUCCCAGAUGCUCUAUAUAAAAAACGUAGAAAAAGCCAUAAAAUAAUUAAAUGAGUAGAAUAUAAAUGAUUAGCAAAAUAAAUAUACAGUUUUAGUGCUAGAUUUUCAUCUUAAAAAAGACAUAGAGGAUUCUCUUAAUUAGUAUCUUAAAUUUAUGGAAGAAAAGGCAUAGAUCUUUACAAAUAUUAGCAGUCUUUACUUAAAUCUAGGUCAAACAGGAUGCAACUUUACACUUUUGAUGGAAUUUCUUAAACCAUUUUGUAAUCAUCAUGCUUAACAAAAAAUAAAAUAUUUAAACAUAGAAUUCAGCGAAAACAAUACUUUUAAAGAUACACCAGAAGUAUACAAUAAAUUCAUUAACUUUUUAGCUAAUUGCGUUAAUUUAGAGGGAGCUUGCCUUAAUUUUAACAACUCCCAACUUCCAAUUUGUCAAAUAUUUGAAGGUAUUACUCUCUUAGCAGUCAAGACAUUGCAUUAUAACAUAUGCUAAAAUAACUUAAAUUUUUUUCGCACAAUGUUUUCAAGGCGAUUCUAUUUUGAAAACUUACAAGAACUCAUGAUUAACUUGAAUAGCUCUAACGAAAGCCAAUCUAUUGAUAAGCAAUUACUAUUAAACAUUCAGUAGAGCCUGCUAAAAGCACAUAAAUUAAGAUAACUAUACCUUAAUUUAGAAAAAAACUCAAUCAAAGAUAGAGACUUGCUCCUCAUUUAGGAUAUUUUUGCAAAUUUACCAUAGCUGCAAAACAUCUAACUUUAUUUAGCUUACAAUUAAAUUUCUGAUGAAGGAGUUGAAUUUCUACUUGAGAAAUUUACUUGUACUUCUUAGAUCUAGUACAUAGUUUUGGACUUUAGAUAAAAUAAUAUUUCUAAUCUUGGAUAUCUCAACAUUGUCAACACUCUUAAUAAAAUGCCAUCACUGACACAUGUUUCUUUGAAUUUCAAUGGAAAUUCAAUUGAGUAAGAAGGUAUUCAGAACUUCUUCCAAAACGCUAGUUACUUAUCUAAUCUGACACACUUGAAUCUAGACUUCUCUAACUGCUAAAUUUCAUUCAAAAGUGACGAUUUUAUAGAAAAUACUCUGAAAUUACUCUCACAAAAACUCACAUACUUGACUCUUAAUUUUUGCAACAAUUAUUUAGAAGCACAAGGAAUGUAAAAAAUAUUGUCAUCAAUAAAGAAUGCACAAUCACUUAAGCAUAUUGAUAUCAAUUUUAAUUGGAAUAUUUGCAAUAUAAGAGAUGAACUUUCUAAUAAAUAAGGCAACAAUAAUGGAAGCUAAGAUGAAAUUAAAGAUGUGAUAGAAAAGAGUGUCCACUGGUUAAGUGAUAUUUAGUUUCUGCUAAGUAAUAAUAGAUAUGAACUUAAAUAUUUCAGUCUUCAAUUAGCGAAUUGCAUAAUCGAAUCGUUGGGUGUAGAGUACUUAAGUAAAGGAUUAUCUAAUUGCGAGAAUUUAUAAGUUUUAAGUUUAAAUUUAAUGAAUAAUUCAAUUGAUUCUGAAGGCUAUCUAAAUCUUUUUAGCGUAUUCAAGCAAAUGUCUCUGACUCAACUAAAACUAAUAAUUGAUGAUAAUAGUGCUUUAAAUGCCAAAGAAUUGACAGAAUUUGAGAGAAAUAUGAAAGCCUAAAAGAAUUUAAGAGAGUUUCACUUCAGUUCAAGAAAAGUAGAAUUUUAAGGCGACUCUUUUAAAACGUUUGCUAAAGGCUUCAGUAACUUGCAGAAGCUGACUUUUUUGCACUUAGAUUUGAAGCUUUCAAAAAUUUAAGUAAAAUACACAAGUGACAUCUGCAACAUUCUAGUUUGCAGCAAGCAUUUGAAUAGGAUUCACUUUGACAUAUCAGAAAAUGGGUUUGAUUCUGAUGUGAUUGGAGAGAUAUUUAAAAGCAUUCAAAAAAACAAGAACUUGAAAUACCUCACUUUUUAUGCUCAAAAUAAUAGGGUUUAAUAUAAAGGAGUGCAGAGCUUAGUAAAAAAUUCAAAUAUUAAGAAACUUAGAUAUCUCGACUUGAAUUUGUUGAAUUGUGAGAUAGAGAACAAAGGAAUUUAGGAAUUAGCUACUUUUUUAUAAUAAUUUAAAGAUCUCCACAGCUUAAAAAUAAAUCUCUGGAAUAAUUCAAUUAAUAACACUUAAACUGGAAGUAUUAUCUAAGUGAUUAAUUAGCUUCCUAAUUUGGAUUAUCUCUCACUAAAUAUUGGUGAAAACGAAUUCAAUGAUGAUGACCUAGUCAAAAUAUACCAAGCACUCGAAAAAAAGAUUAAAAUGAGUUACUUAGAGUUGAACUUGAUUAACAUCUCUAAAGGACAGGAAAGUAAAAGUUAACUAAGAAAAUCUUUAGAGAAAAUGAAUAACAUUAAAUAUUGCAAUGUUAUCCCUUUCCAAUCAAAUCUAAGACAAGAACUCAUCUUUCAUGAUAUUAAGUUAAGUCCUCUAAAUGAAUCCCAAAUAUGUUAUUUUAAUUUUCAUAGUGUAGGAUAGUACUACGCAUGUGGUCAUGGAUAGUACAAUCUAAUAAGAUUUUUAAAGAAUCCAGAAUAAUUCGAAGAAAACUUGAUAAUAGAGAGAAUUGUAGAUGGUGAAAUGUUAGAUAAUUUGUUUUAGCACUUACCUAAGAAUAUCUAAACGAUUCAUCUGAUGAAUAUGAAUUAAAAGAUAGUAGCUCAUUUACAGUAAAGACUAUAGACUGUAAAUCCAAAGAUAAAAAUAUCUUCUUCGGGUAUUAAUGGAUCGGGAGUUUAUCCAUAAAAGUAAGUUGAUUAAAAUCAAAGCGAAUAUAUCAAGAUAAAAGAGAAUGAAAAAUCUACAAUGAAAAAGCAACAAGCAGUUUUUAAUUUUGAUAUAGAAGAUCAAAAUUCGUAAUUGAGAGAACAUGAUUCAAGUGCUUAGAAUCUUGAUUUGUGUGAAGAACAAACAAAUAAUAUUUAACCUGAUCGUAAAGUAAAUGAGUUUUAGCAACUUGUGAAAGUGUAACUAACUAACUUGUAAUUGUAAGAUGUUUAGAUUAUAAAAUCUAGAUUUGUAAAAAAUAAUAAUUGCUAUGACAUAAAUGGACCAAAUUAUUCAGUUUAUUAUGAUACUUUGACAGCUAGUUAUGUAGCAAUUAAAUACCUCGAACUCAAUAACUUCAUUUAAAAUCAGAUUGAUGCACAUAAUUAAUUAUUUAACAUUUUCCAAAUGCAUAUGAAAAAUUUUACUCAAAUACUACAGCUUAAACACUACUUUAUAGAUUAGAAUCACUGCUAUUAUAUAACAAAGGCUCCAAAUGUCACUUUAAAAAAUUUCAUUGCAGUUCAAUAACAAAAUUUCAAGGAAGAAUAAUGUCUGAAAUGGUUUAUAUAGAUAGUUGAUGGUUUAGUCAUGCUAGAUGGGAUUGUCUCUUUGUAAAAUUUAUCAAUUGAGGUUUGUAAUUUAGCUCUCGAUGAAAACCAAUAGAUAGUUUUUAUGGAUAUAGGAAAUACAGUAAAUAUAUUAGAGAAGUAAAUGGACAUAUUCCUUAAAUAAUAUAAACAAAAAACAAUUGACCUAGCUAUAAUCUUAUUUGAUUUUAAGAGAAAUGACUUUAAUUACCUAAUAUUUUCCAUAGGAAUAAUCUUUUUACAAAUAUUAUCACUGGACACUGAUAUUAAGCUAAUUGAAAAGCAAUUCUAUGCAGCUAAAAUUGAAGAUCUUCUAUUCAUUCAAUACAAUUAAGCUGUUGAUAAUGCUAUUAGCUAAUAAAUUCUUUAUCAGUAAAACUAAAUUGAUGAUAAAAACAUGAGUUUAAAUCAAUAAAUUGCAAAAUAAAAUAAUAAAAAAACUCAUUACUCUAGUGUUUUGAUUUAGUUAGUCCAAGAUUGCAUUUUCCAUUAAGAUGUCUAAAAGUUUAAGUCUGUACCAAUAAAUCUUUAAUAUGUUUAAUCUCAACUAAAUCUAGCUACCUCUCUUUUAAGUAAAUGA
Tetrahymena thermophila SB210 is the source of this 4002-nucleotide messenger RNA. RefSeq lists its product as hypothetical. Lineage: Eukaryota; Ciliophora; Oligohymenophorea; Hymenostomatida; Tetrahymenidae. The transcript has 16 exons. The record is from RefSeq and is a predicted model, not a curated record.